AUGAAGUUAUUCUCAACCAUCCUUCACGCCUUCAACCAUCAUGCCUUGGAAACACCCAACAAGAUUGUCCUGACCUGGGUGGAUAUCAAGUGUGAAGAGAAUAACAAGAUGACCUUCAAACAACUGGAAGACCAAUCCAAUGCUGUUGCUGCCCGUCUCCUCAAACUGGGAUGCAAAAAGGGAGAUCGCGUCAUGGUGGCAUACCCCUUCGGCCUCGAGUUCUUGGCUGGCAUGUUUGGAGCUAUGAAGAUUGGAGUCAUCCCCUGUUCCAUCUAUCCGCCCAAUCCCAACCAGCUCAAGACUGAUAUGCCAAAGUUCCGUGGAUUUGCCAAGGAUGCCGGAGCCAAAUAUGCUCUCUCUACUAACAUGUUUGCUACUGCCAUGACUGCAGCUAGUGUCCUCUACAAGACUGGAGUGAAGUGGAUUGGAACUGAUAAUCUACCAAUCAAGAAGAGCAAUGCCAACACGCCCAAGGGUUAUGAGACCUACAAUGGGGAGCCUGAGGAGGUGUGUUUUAUUCAAUACACAUCAGGCAGUACUGGACGACCCAAAGGAGUCAUGAUCAGCCACCAAAAUCUAGCAGAAAAUUGCAGAGCUCUUGUCAAAAUGACCGAUGUAUCUUCAUCAUCGGUGGCAGCCUUAUGGGUUCCUCAAUACCAUGACAUGGGACUUGUGGCGGGGUUCAUGUCUUGUCUUUAUGGUGGCUUUCAUCUUGUCCUGGCAUCACCUCUUGACUUUGUUGCGAGACCUCUUCUGUGGACAGAUAUGAUCGAACACUACCAUGCAACACACACAUGCGCCCCUAACUUCGCCUAUGCCUUGCUCCUCAAACAUUUGGAACGGGCCAAUCGGACUGCCAACUGGAGUUGCGUGAAGCGUGCCAUGUUUGGUGGGGAACCUGCCCAGAGCCAUGUUGUGGAAGCAGCAGCAAAGACCCUCUCCAUCAAACCAGAGCGUGUAUACAACAUCUAUGGACUUGCUGAAUCUGUGGUGUUCCUCACUGCUGGGUCUGCAUACCCUGACUCUGAGGGCCUUGUCUGCUGUGGAGAAGUAGACUCCCCAACCCUCAAGCUUCGAAUUGUCCAGCAUGGCAAAGAGGUUGAGGAUGGACAGGUUGGGUGUAUCUGGGCUCAGUCACCCCGUGUGGCUGCAGGCUACUAUGGGCAACCUGAGCUGACUACCUCUACCUUUGUGAACAUCCUACCAGGCUAUGAUGGGACCUGGCUUGACACUGGCAGGACAACUGCCUUCCAGCAUGGAGAGGACAGUGUUGGGAUCACUGUUGAAGUCCGCAGAGGUUUUAGCAAGUCUGGAAAUGUAGAUUUGGCUGUCCAGAUUUCCAACCAUGUAUCUCAGGUGCAUGGGCUUCUUGUCUAUGAUGUCGCUGUUCUGAAGUUGGGUGUAACACCAAAGACUACCUCAGGAAAGCUGAAGAGGAAUGAGAUUAGACAGACAACAGUUGAUGGUGAUUGGAAGGCAUCUGAUGUGCUCCUAAGAUUCAAACGACAGACAAAGCCAUCUCUGAUCCAGGCAACCGCACCACCCUUCAAGAGGAGCUCUUUCCUUGAGCACAGCUUUGCAAUGAACGGGAUUACAAGCAGUGAAUUCAAUUUGCCAGAAGGAAAUCAACAUGAAAUCAGGAGAAAAUCAAUGACACUACCAUUUCGACCUCUUGAGAUUCCUGAUAUUGACCUUAGCCAAAAAACUGCUCUCCCCAGCAAAGUUGUCAAAGCUGUUCAUGCUGUAGAGUGCAAUCCUAACAAGUUGGAUGAGUAUUUCUUGGAGCUUCAUGUCUCUGGGGUCUCAGGCAUUGAUGAAGCUUGGUCCAGAGCCAUCAAGACAACAGCUGCAUUGCAAGCCAUGUGCUCUCAAAUCCAGAAGCAUCUUGAGGACAAGCACCCAACAAUCUGCCAGCUUGCUCACAGUCUUGUUGUGAAUCCAGACUGGAUUUUGAUUGAUGACAGGACAGGUUUCUUUUCUCAACUUGUGCAUCAAAUCUUUGUGCUUCAAUGGGUUACAACCUUCAUGAUGGAUCAUCCUGAGUGCAUUCAACAGAAGCUGAAAGAGGAUGCUGCAUGGGAGGCUCAGGGCCAGAAUGAUCAGACAGUUCCAGUGGAGCUACAAGAGAUGCUGAACCUCCCAGAAAAAGAUCCCAUGUAUGGGAAGUUGCCAUUCUUCCUUUGGAUCAAGAACAGGUCAGUUGUGGCACUACUGAACAUUUCCCUACAAAACAAAUUGUCUCCUGAAGGCCCAACCAUUGAUGCACAUGUUGAAAGAAUCAAUAGCCUCCUAUGUUUAAACUUGUUAGAGGCUAUUUGGGUUGAGCAAAAACAUGGACACAAGGAAAAUUCAGAAGUUGGUAGGAGACUUGCUACAAAUCCUGUGAUAACAGCCACAACCCAAUCUGAGAAGGUUUUGAUAGAGCAUGCAUCCAAUACAAGUACUAUGAAUAAUCUGUACAUUGAUUGGCAAAUGCAUAUUGUGGCCUGGGUCGGAGACAGAAAUUCUUCCAGCUGGAUGGUGUCCAAAUUGCUGCUGCCAUGCAUCAUUGGAGAUGUCAAUGCACAUUUCUUCUAUGCAAGGUUGAUUAGUCUGCACCUGGUUACACAGGCCAUGGGAAGGAAGCUGGUAUCUAACAAGUUUCGUAUUGAACCAAUGCUGUCAAGAAGAGCACUACAUUAUUUUGGGAAGCUGAACCUCUCCUGUGCAGAAAAGUUUGGAUACAUCCCACUGGCACCAGAGGGCAAACAUCAGCUUGCUCUUGAUGAAGACUACUGGCUGUCCAAGUUUGACCAGUGGGGGUUGGCACACCAUCCAGCUAAGCCAAACACUGGUGACCCCAGGCUGCAUGAAACUUCAGUUGCUGGAACUGUUGGCCCAGAAGACUUCUCCACCCGAUAUGCCAAUGUAAUUUUGUCUGUCUUUGGGUCACAUGUUGACACAUCCAAUACUUGGGCUGAAAAUGGACUCACAUCCCUCAUGAGUGCAGAGCUCAGAAACACGGUUGAGGAACAAUUGCAUAUGGUCCUUCCAGCAAACUUUGCCCAACUUUAUGCAACCCAUAAAGAGCUUGAAGAGUUUCUGGUCUCAUCACAAGGCCAACAUUUUCCUUGUAAUCAGACUGAUGAGCAUGUUGACUUUCAUUGGAACAGCCCCAGGUCACAGAUCAGCAAACUUGAGAUGAGUACUGUUCAAGUUCUGGGUUUCAUAGCCAUCACACUGGCGCUGGUAACUUCCAUUUUGCCAUGCUAUCUUCUUGCAGCAAGACUGGAAAGAAAUUCCAGGAUUUCUGAUGAGCAGGAAUGUUUGAACACCAGUUUCUUGUGGCUUCCACUCCUGUUCCCCCUAUUUGCCAUUUCAUUUUCGAUCAUGGUGGUUCUUUGCAAAGUUCUUGUUGUUGGUAUGUACUGCCCCCAGGAAAUCUAUUUGAUGUCCUGGCACUACCUAAGGUGGUGGUUUGUUGAUCGAUUGAUGCAUGUCUGGGAACUUCUUGUUGGUAGAUUCUUACUGGAAACAAAGUUUGCCUGGCUCUUCUACUGGCUGCUUGGUGCCGACCUUGCAUGGUCUGCCAGGAUUGAUGCUUUCAUUCGAGAGUGUGAUCUUGUCAGUGUUGGGGCCAAUUCAUCAGUUGGCCAUGCCAUACGAUGCAGAAAAUUCAGGCCCUGGACUGAGGACAGUCCCAGGAUGAUAUUCCGCCCAAUCACUGUUGGGCCAAACUGCAAGGUGUCUGGAAUGGUAAGCCCUGGGGCUGUUAUUGGAGCUGGGUGCAUAGUUGAGCAAUUGACUGUGGUGGAGGAAGGAGCUCAAGUUCCAGAUGGUGUCAUUGCCAGAGGAAAUCCAGCACACAAUGCUGGGUCGUGCUACAGUCCCGAGGCAAACUUGUGGGAUGAGUCCCUCCUUGGUGCCUUCAAAGUUCUCUGGAUGUUUUCAGAAGCCUACCAUUACUCUGCCCUCUACUUCCUUGCCCAUGCAAUGCUCAAUGAAAUCUUACCAAUCUGGCGCUACCAUGUUGUUCUGCACUGGUUCCUGCUCUUUCCUCUGGCUUCGUUGUUUGCUAUGGUCACUAGCAUCCUCUUGAAAUGGCUAUUGAUUGGAAAGAGAGAUCCAUCAGAAGAGUAUGAUGGGACAUUGUGGAGAAGAGCAACCAACUGGGCCUGUGACUACCACUUUCGAACUGCUGCUUGGAUGCUUGGCAAGUUUGUGGGGGCUUCCAGAUUUGAUACAUUGGUUCAAUGGUGCCAUGGCCUUGAUGUUGAUGCUGUGUCAAUUCUGCAUACUGCCUCUACAAUUUUUUCUCCUUCGAACGUUGACUUUGUGAAGAUACGCCAAUCCUUUCUUGCUCUUACUAAAAUCGAAUUGGAUACUCCGUCCAAGGAGAAAAUCGAGAUUUCCCAUAGCUCCCUUGGAAGAGACGCCAUUGUUCAUGCUGGCACGAAGGUCAUCCGAUCAAACCUACCAUCCAGAAGUCAAGUCUGUGACAAAAUAUAUGAUUUGAACCCUCCAAACAUCCAAUUAGCAGUGUCGUGGAGCUUCAUCCUCCUGGAAGUGAUUCUUCCUGAAGUUGCCCUCCUGAUUUUGAAUGCCAUCAUCUUUUGGAGCAUUGUCCCUACAUAUGAGUUGGCUUCAGCAAUUGCAGGAAAAAGGAUUCUUCCGUGUCUAUACCUCUUAUGUGAACAGCUUCCGUGA
Seminavis robusta is the source of this 4686-nucleotide messenger RNA. The record is from the annotation of a GenBank genome assembly. Lineage: Eukaryota; Bacillariophyta; Bacillariophyceae; Naviculales; Naviculaceae.